AUCAUCGAACUGUGUCAUUUAUCUUUAGACCACUAUAUAUCUGAAUUCGCUGUUAAAACAACGUUCUUGUGGUGGUUUUGAGUCAGUUCUACCAUCAUGAAUAUAUCGCAUGAAUCGUAUACCAAUGGGAGCCGUGAGAAUACACGGGAAGCUAAAAGCGGGUAUGACUUAGAACUGGUUGGUAUAAAUGACGGGUCGUUUGUGUUAAUGCACUCCCUGGCGAUCACGUGCCUUGGUCUGAGCAUGUUGUCGGCCUUGUGCGUAAUCGUUGCUUCCACACAGGACCGAGGAUUGAGAGGUUUUUUUUCCUGGACAAAAAGCGAACGAUUUGUGUUUUAUAUGGCAUGCACUGAAAUAACGCUUGGCUUAACACACACUUUCGAUCACUCGCAGAUUCUGAUCACUCGGGAUCACGUUCGACCGGAAGAGCUUUGUCAAUUCUUUGCAUUUGUUCUCUACACCUUUGUAUGUGCACAGCUUCUAACAGUCAACAUGAUAGCAAUUACUGUUUUCCGUAUAAUUUAUCUGCAUCAUAAUGUAGAGUACGGCAGAAACGAUUGGAAAUUAUUUUUAUUGAUAUUCGGAUUGCCCAUUUCAUCUGCUGCUGUUUAUGCCUCCACAGGACAGUUUGGAACAAAUGGUACUUUUUGUUUCUUCGACAUUGUAAAUGGAAUUAUAAGCUACGUAAUUGUUGCCAUACUCAUGAUUCUCAUUCUGAUCAUCAACACUGUCCUUUAUGGGCUUACCUUGUUUCGGAUUCGAAAGGACACAAAAGAAACGGAGAAAUCACUCGGACCAAGAAUUGAAGCUACUCACAGAACUCAACGAGCGGCCCGGAAUAUGUUUCUAUUUUUGAUCGUGUAUUUUAUUCAAUGGUUGCCAGCUUCUUUACUAUCUGUUGCUGUCAUCUUUCCAAACCCACCAGAUUUUAUGAUCCAUCUAGUGGUAACGUUCUCUAACAUAGGUGGCGUUUUGAACGGAAUUGUUUAUUAUGUCAUCAGAAGAAGACGGCAUCGGGAUCAAUAGUUGGCAAGUGUUUCAUAAUCAACUGAAACAGCACAGACACAAUUGACAUGAUGGAUGUUAUCUGUAGAAUCUCAUUCUUGAAUUAAUCUACGCAUCAAAAUAAGAUGUAAGGCAACACUGGAGACUUUGACAGGCAUAUUUAAGAGUGUUUGGUUUGGUUUGGUUUUAAUUUUUUAACGACCUAUCACCAGCUAAGGUCAUCUAAGGACGGCGUCUCGUGCGUGCGACAUGUAUGCGUGUGGUGAGUGCGUAUGUGUGUUUUGGGAGGCUGUGGUAUGUUUGUGUCAAG
Pecten maximus is the source of this 1315-nucleotide messenger RNA. RefSeq lists its product as uncharacterized. The record is from RefSeq and is a predicted model, not a curated record. Lineage: Eukaryota; Metazoa; Mollusca; Bivalvia; Pectinida; Pectinidae. The transcript is spliced from 2 exons. Gene Ontology annotation, biological process: adenylate cyclase-activating G protein-coupled receptor signaling pathway. Bases 97 to 1026 code for a protein of 309 amino acids. Gene Ontology annotation, molecular function: G protein-coupled receptor activity. Gene Ontology annotation, cellular component: plasma membrane.